Messenger RNA from Harmonia axyridis, 332 nucleotides. RefSeq names its product cytochrome c oxidase subunit NDUFA4-like. The record is from RefSeq and is a predicted model, not a curated record. The transcript has 2 exons. Lineage: Eukaryota; Metazoa; Arthropoda; Insecta; Coleoptera; Coccinellidae. The coding region runs from base 43 to 288 and encodes 81 amino acids.
AAAGUUUCAUCCUUUGUGAGUCCCCACAAAAAUUAAAUCAAGAUGAUGAAGGGAAUGACUUGGAAGAGCCUUAUGCACCAUAAGCCUUUCAUUCCUCUAUAUGUUUGUGUUGGUGCUGGUUGUUUAGGAGCAGCGUUCUACACAUUACGUUUAGCUUUGAGGAACCCUGAUGUACAAUGGAUUAACAGAGGAGAAAUUUCCAACGAGGAGUUCAGAGCCGAACAAUAUAAGUUCUAUUCCCGAAAUAUUGAUAAUUCUAAGCUUGAAAGUCCAGCCCCGAAAUACUAAAUAAUUAGUAUUAUGUAGCAAUCCUUAGAUUAAUGUAAUGUACU